Molecule: messenger RNA, 1075 nt
Organism: Bombina bombina (fire-bellied toad)
Lineage: Eukaryota; Metazoa; Chordata; Amphibia; Anura; Bombinatoridae
Product: G2/mitotic-specific cyclin-B2-like
Biological process (GO): regulation of cyclin-dependent protein serine/threonine kinase activity; mitotic cell cycle phase transition
Cellular component (GO): nucleus; cyclin-dependent protein kinase holoenzyme complex; cytoplasm
Molecular function (GO): cyclin-dependent protein serine/threonine kinase regulator activity
Source: RefSeq, a predicted model, not a curated record
AUGAGUAAGACACUUGGGGAACAAGCUGCCCUUGGUGAAAUCUGCAGCAAAAUAACAGCAAAGGGAAAACCACAACAUUCAGUGAAGAAUGCCAACAUAGUGACAAAGGCGAUGAAACCGGCUACUAAAGUGGCAAAUGCGAACACAAAACCAAAGGAUGUUCCUGCAAAGCCGGCUGUUAUAGAAGUAGCUCCAAAGGCACAAUCACCAGUUCCUAUGGAUGUAUCUCUUAAAGAGGAAGUUUUUUCUGAUGCUUUAACAAAUGUGGAAGAUAUUGAUGCAGAGGAUGGUGGAAAUCCUCAAUUUUGCAGUGAAUAUGUAAUGGACAUUUACAACUACUUAAAACAGCAAGAGGUUAAGCAAGCAAUUAAGCAAAGGUACCUUGAAGGAAGAGAGGUGAAUGAACGCAUGAGGCUGGUUGACUGACUAGUACAAGUUAACUCUAGAUUUCAACUUCUUCAGGAGACUUUGUACAUGGGGACUGCUAUCACGGACCGCUUUCUACAAGUUCAACCAGUCUCUCGUAACAAACUCCAGCUGGCUGGUGUUAGUUCAUUCCUUGUGGCUUCCAAAUAUGAAGAGAUGUACACUCCAGAGAUUGCAGACUUUGUUUACAUUACUGACAAUGCCUAUACAACAUCUCAGAUAAGAGAAAUGGAAAUGCUUAUCUUGCGGGACCCGAAGUUUGACUUGGGGAGACCAUUGCCUGUCCACUUCCUUAGAUGGGCCUCACAAUCUUGCAGUGCUGAUGCUAAUCAGCAUACUCUUUUAAAAUAUCUAAUGGAGCUUAUAUUAGUUGACUAUGACAUGGUACACUUCUUCCCUUCUGAGAUUGCAUCCUUGGCCAUGGCAAAUGGGAUGCUACACAAACACUUCUAUACAGGAUAUGCAGAAGAAGAUUUAAGCCUUGUCAUGAAACACAUGGCUAAACAUGUUGUCAAAGUCAACAAAAAUCAAACUAAACGUGUGGCUGUGAGGAACAACUAUGCCAGCAGUAAGCUAAUGAAGGUCAGAAAAUGUCCCCAACUGAUGUCUAGAGUGGUCACAGAUCUUGCAGCAAGUCUGUCAUGAGUCC